Messenger RNA from Scatophagus argus, 2038 nucleotides. RefSeq names its product angio-associated, migratory cell protein (gene aamp). Gene Ontology annotation, molecular function: protein binding. Bases 262 to 1512 code for a protein of 416 amino acids. Gene Ontology annotation, cellular component: cytosol. Lineage: Eukaryota; Metazoa; Chordata; Actinopteri; Scatophagidae. The record is from RefSeq and is a predicted model, not a curated record. The transcript is spliced from 11 exons.
GUCCACGUCAUCAUUAUGCGUCUGUCUCACUAGUCACCGCAACGUGAGGAAAACAUGGAGUGGUAGUUAGUUUGACAUUUAACUACAGUUUAUCUGGAUUCACACAACACUAAAUGUAACGUUUGUGAACGUAAGUGUGACUUUUAAGCACCACAGGACUCUGCGAUCAGCUGAAAGUGCGCUAGCCUAACGUCGGCUGAGCUAGCUUCACUCGCACGGUUACUUUUCGGUUCUUUUAUUAGCUUUUAGCCUGCUAUCGGCAUGGAUAACACUGAGGAAAGUGCGAUCGAGCUCCACGGAGAUGAGGAAAUUGUGGAAGUCAUCGACCUGAGCGAUGGGGAGCCUGGUCCUGAUGACUUGGCCGAUGACUUGGGGGACGUUGACUUUGAAGACCCUGGCAACGCGGAUGAUGAAGGCUGGGAGACUGAGGACGAGAUGGAAGCUGAGGCGGAGCAAGAUGACAGCGAGCUCACCUUCUCCAAACACACCGGCUCUGUGUUUUGCGUGAGUUUGGAUCCUGCAACAAACAGUAUGGCGGUAACAGGAGGAGAGGAUGAUAAGGCCUACGUUUGGAGAGUGAGCGACGGAGAAGUUCUGCUGGAGUGCACAGGUCACAAAGACUCUGUGACGUGUGCCAUGUUCAGCCACGACUCCUCUCUGGUGGCUACGGGCGACAUGAGUGGCUUAAUUAAAGUUUGGAAAGUCGAAAGCAAAGAGGAGAUCUGGUCCUUUGAAGUGGGAGAUCUGGAGUGGUUGGAGUGGCAUCCCUGCGCUCCGGUGCUGCUGGCAGGAACAGACGACGGCAACGUUUGGAUGUGGAAGAUCCCCUCUGGAGACUGUAAAACCUUCCAGAGUUCUGCAUGCCAGGCCACCAGCGGCAAAGUCCUCCCUGACGGUAAACGGGCUGUGGUGGGUUAUGAGGAUGGAACGGUUCGCGUGUGGGAUCUGAAGCAGGGAAACGCCAUCCACGUCAUUAAAGGUCAGGAUGGACACCAGGGGGCGCUGACCUGCCUGGCGUGCAACAAGGACGGCUCGCUGGUGCUGACGGGUUCAGUGGACGGCUGUGCCAAGCUCAUCAACACCGCCACAGGCAAGGUGGUCGGAUCGUUCUCAGUGGACGGAGGCAAAGCCAAAGGAUCAAAAGACGGAGAAGAACCCAACUCUGUCGAAUCUGUGGGAUUCUGCAAGACCCUGCCUCUCGUAGCUGUGGCGUACCUGGAAGGGACUCUGGCCAUAUAUGACCUCUCCACACAGACCCUGAGGCACCGAUGCCAACAUGAGGCUGGCAUCGUUCACCUGCAGUGGGAAGAGUCUUCUUCUGUGGUGUCCACUUGCUGCCUAGACGGAGGGCUGCGCUUGUGGGACGCACGCUCUGGCGGCAUGGUGUCCGAGUACCGUGGCCACACUGCGGAGAUCCUGGACUUCACCGUCAACAGGGAAGCGUCUCUUGCGGUAACUGCUUCAGGAGACAACCAGGCAAAAGUCUUCUGCCUCCAAAGACCUGAUCGGUAAAGAGAAGCAGGAAGAAGAGAAGAGGACAUAUUCCUGGAGAGACUUUUCAUGAUCAGACUUUUUGUUGUCCAGUGCUGGAGAACAGGUUUCCCUUCUCUUUGGGAUUUUAAAACCAUCUUGUCCUGAGUUUCACAUUGGAUUCUUUCAAACAAGCUGUUCCUCAUUACUUUGUUCUAAGUGUGCUCUUGUUCAGGAAUCUGUGACGGUACACAGAGAAAAUUUCAGAGUGAUCCAUUACAGUACUUUUACUUAUGACAUCCUCUUUAAUGUUCUGUCCAAAUGUUUUGUCGACAUCGGAGAAGAUGAGAAGAAAAAGAGGUCUCGAUUAUAUUUUUUUCCGUAAUUGGAGUUUUUUUGUUCGCCACGAAAGUCCUUGUUUACCCCUUGAGUGUGUGUGUUUGGGUGUGCGCGUGUGGUCUCCCAGCUUUCAGACAGAUUGUUAAGUCAGGAAUUAUCUCUCCAACUUUUUUGAUGUAAACUCAAGUGUAAAUACCAAAUAAUAAAUAAUAUUCUUUCUUCUGGAGUA